AUGCGUCGUUUCCUUUCGUCAGCCAUCUGUCUCCUGUCCCUACAGGCAAUCGGAGCUUACGCACAAGCCGACCCUGUCGAAGAAGACAUCUCGGAGGACAAAUUGCAGAGCCCGUCACUAGGUGUCACUGUCAGUGCCUCCUUCCCUGAUGCCGAAAUCUUCGGCAUCAAGCUUGUCAAUGGAAAGGCUACCAAAGCUCUCAUCUCCUUCUCGAAUGAGGAACCCGAACCUGUCACCGUCAAAUUCAUUGGCGGAGCACUCUGGACGCCGCCAUUCGACCCUCAGGGCAAUAAGAUCGUCCGCAAUCUGACUGCAACGAGGUACCAUGUCGAGGUACCAGCAGGCGAAAAGCAAAGUCUUCCGUACAAUUUUGCUACCGAACUACAUCCCCAGGAUCUUCGACUUGAGCUAGCUGCUAUCAUAAGCAGUAGUGACGGGAAGGACUUUGCGUUACAAGCGUUCAAUGAAACUGUCAGUAUCGUGGAGCCGGACACCAGCAUCUUUGAUCCUCAAAUUAUAUUCCUCUACCUCUUCAUGCUCUCCUGUGCCGGUGGUGUCCUGUACCUCUUCUACAGCAUCUGGAUUGCUCCCUAUUUCCCGCAAAAGCGUACCAGGGGCGGGGGCGAGAAACCCAAAAAGACAAUUGGUAGCCACAAGAAGAUCGACGCUGGGGAGUCGGCCGAAGCUUUGGGAACUGAUGGACCAGCGGUGACGACAGGCGCUAAGGGCUACAACGAAGAAUGGAUCCCAGCACACCAUAUUCAAAGGCCUGAGGCGAAGAGAGUUAAGAGCGGGAAUCCAAGGCCAAAGAGUAGAGGAAAGGCUGAUUAG
Messenger RNA from Endocarpon pusillum Z07020, 831 nucleotides. RefSeq lists its product as uncharacterized. Gene Ontology annotation, cellular component: endoplasmic reticulum membrane; endoplasmic reticulum. Lineage: Eukaryota; Fungi; Ascomycota; Eurotiomycetes; Verrucariales; Verrucariaceae. The record is from RefSeq and is a predicted model, not a curated record. The coding region runs from base 1 to 831 and encodes 276 amino acids. The transcript has 3 exons.